AUGAGUGUGAUUCACUGGACAAAUGUUAAUAAUGAAUCUCCAUCAAAAUUCAAUAGGCAAUCUUCAGAAACAUUGCCUCCUAUACGCAAAAGAAUAUAAAAGAGAAACGAAAAGGGUCUGUAGGAAACUACUUACAAGUCAUUAUAUAAAUAGAACAAACUAGCUGAAAUAGUAACUAAAGCCUAGAAAAGCAAUGAAGAUCUUUAUGAAGAGUAUGACGAGAUAAAGAUUCAAGGCAGCAUAUUAAAAAUCAAUGAUAACGUCAUAAUAAAAAAUGGUGAUCAUAAAGUCGAAGAUUAUGUUGGAACAAUAUAGAAAAUUUGUUCUGUUUUAGAACCAUAGACUAACAAGUUAAUUUGUCUGUGUCAAGUUUAAUGGUUCUUGAAAAAGAGUGAAAUUGUAAAUCAUAAGCCAAGAGCUAGAUGUUGGAUUGGAACUUAAGAAAUAUUUUCAACCAAAAAGAACGAUUAUAUUCUUGCCUAAACCAUAAUUUAGAAGUGCUAAGUAGUUAAUUGUGAUGAGUUUGUGAAUCUCGAAAACAGUGAUCUGACUACAUAUUAUAACAGACUUGAAUGGGAUGUUGAAAAUAAAAAAUUUACUAAUAUGAAUGAAAUCUAGUUGUACUGUCUAUGUCAAUAACCAUGGAAUCCUGAACUCAACUACAUUUAAUGUGAUAAAUGUCAGAAAUGGUACCACUUCGAAUGUGUGGAUUUGAUAGAUGGAUGUUAUGACGAUAAGGAGUAUAUUUGUGGAUAUUUCUUUCUUAUUAAACAUUUAUUUAACUUAUUUUAAAACAUAAGCAAACUUUCUAAGGUUAUGAAAAUUAGUUAGCUUAAAUUUAAAACAAAAAAGCCAAUAGGAUUAACACUGGAUUAUCUGGAAAACCAGUAACCCUAAAAAGAGAUACUUCCAGAAGCUUAAGAAAUAAAUUAAUUUGAUGAUAUUUUCAAUCAACAUCAACAAUAAUCACAAAAAAAAGAACUUUAUCCAUUGAAUCAAUCAAAAUCAUCGAAUUUUGAACACUGUUAAAAUGAUGAAUCAAGCAGUUCCAAACCUAUACACUUACCAAUCAACGAAGACGAUGACAAUGAAAAGGUUUAAAAGAUUAUUUUUGAAGAGUAUUAUCCAUAAAAUAAUGGAAAUAGAGAUAAUUCUGAGAAUACUCAAAUUUAAUAAGAGAACUUAUCAAAUAUUAAUUCUAAAUUGGUUCAAGAGCCUCCAGCACCUAAAAAUAAAGAUAAAGUCAAGUCAACUUUUCCACAAAAAGGAUCUUCUAUGGCAGGAUGUAAGUAUCUUUGUUUAUCAAAAGUGAAGAAAUAAAUAUAAAUUGCAAUUCCUGAAGUUAAACAAAAUAUCACUAGUUCAUAUGAAUAAACAAUGAUAAAAUAAUAAUAAAAAUAAAAUUAAAUGAAUGAUUUAGAAUUAAAAUCAUAAAUAUUUUAAUUGUAAAAUGAUAAAGAUAGGAUUAAAAAUUAGUAUGAACUUGAAAUCGUUGAAUUAAAUGCCCUUAUCUAAGAUUUAUAAACGAAAUUAGAAAUAGAGUAGGAAGAAUAAAUGCAGUUGAAACAAUAAAAUCAAAAAUUAUCAAAUCUUAUUUCAUAAAUUGAUAAUUAACUUAAUCAAAAGUAGGAUAAAGAAUAAUUAAGGUUUAGUCAUAACAAUAAUUUAAAUGAUAAAGAAAAAAUAUGUUAUUUAAUUGAAAAACUAAAUGUUAAAUCAACACAGAAUGCUAAAUUACAUUAUGAGAUAAUCAAAUUAUAAAAUAAUGUUGAAAUGCUUGAAACUCAAUCAAUUCUUAACCAAAACAAUGCUAAUUAAAACCAUAAUCAGGAUAAAUAAGCUAUCAAUUAAGUUCCACAAUACUUAGGUAUGGAAGUUCAACAACCUACCUAAAUUUAUAAUAAAAAAGAAAACAUAAAAGCAAGCGUCAUGAUGUAAUAGAAACAAUCAUUCUUAAACCUAAGUGCAAAUCACUCAUAAUUAGAUUAGAAUAAAAAUAUGAACUUUUCAAAUGUGAUAACACCUUAAGCCAACAAAAAUGAAGUAUCUACUUCAAUUCACAAAAAUUUGACUUUGCAUUAAACAAAAAAUGGCUAUUUCAAAGAAGAUAAUUUAUAGUAGAUUAGAAAAAUACAGUAUGAAAUCGAUAUUUUACUUAGAAGCACAAAAAACUCUACAUCUGUUGGUGAAUUGAAUAUUUUAAGAUAAGAUCCUACCAAUUAUUCAAAUAUAUUACAAAAUAUGAUGAAAAAGGCUGCUCCUAACUCGCCAAAUAAAUAUCUUCAUGCAACAUAAAAGUUUAAAGAGACCUUAGAUUCAAAAUUAAACAAUAUUUCUGAUAAAUAAAAAUCAUAUGCUAGUUUGCUAUUUUCAGGAAGCGAUUUGAAAAAAUCUAGAUACAAGGAUGCAUAUUGUAGGCAAUAUUCUCCUCACAUCAACGACGACAUUUAGUUUAAAACCAGAUAGUAAUUUCUGUUUUUUAAAUUAGACUAUUUUCAUUGA
Messenger RNA from Paramecium tetraurelia, 2502 nucleotides. RefSeq lists its product as uncharacterized. Lineage: Eukaryota; Ciliophora; Oligohymenophorea; Peniculida; Parameciidae. The record is from RefSeq and is a predicted model, not a curated record. The transcript is spliced from 7 exons. Gene Ontology annotation, molecular function: chromatin binding.